AAAGAGGAGCCCAUGGAGGCUGAGUCUGAAGCGAUAAAGUAGUUUUGGAGGAAGUGCUAUUCCCCAGGAAAAAAUCAAGACUUGAGACUCCUGCCUGGGUGCAACUUCUUAUGUGGGGGCCUGGCGGUGUCAAAACUUUGAAGAUUAAUGGAUGACUUUGUUAAUGACUCACGGCGUCAGAUUGAGGUGCUUAAAUGAUUUGUGAGGUGCAAAGCGCUUUCCUGACAGUCCCAAACAAUGAGGGGAAAGUGCGCGGGCGGAGGCGAGGCGGCAGCGGGCUGCAGGACGGGCGCACACACACGGGGACACACGGACACACGCACACACCCCCGCAGCCGCCGCACCAACGCACCCCCGCGCCCUCCCCCCCCGCCCCGAUCAUUUCAGAUUAGGACGCCGAGGGGAUAGAUGCGGGAGAUAUCGUUUCCCUCUUCAAAAAAAGUGUAAAUAAAGCCUUUCUGGCCCCCAAUGAGGCGUUCCUUCCCGACUUUUUUGGAUCAAUCAAACAGACAGUGGCUUCUUUUGAUUAAAGCCCAAAUUGUCAUUGGGCAGAGGCAAUCAUGUGACAGCCAAUUCGGUCCAAUUUCAACCUUGUCUCCAUGAAUUCAAUAGUUUAAUAGUAGCACGGUCCCCAUACGGCCGUAAUCAGUGAAUUAGAAAAAAAACACCCCACCAGCGAUCUUCUAUGAUAUAUUUUUUUCUCCUCUCUCUCCUUUUUCCUGGGCCUUCCCCCCCCGAGCCCCCGGCAUCCGAGGGAACUUUUUCUCCGCGGGGGCUGCGAGUUGAAGGCCAUGAAUUUCGAAUUCGAGCGAGAGAUCGGUUUUAUCAAUAGUCAGCCAUCGCUUGCUGAGUGCCUGACAUCUUUUCCCCCUGUCGGUGAUACAUUUCAAAGUUCAUCAAUCAAGAACUCGACGCUUUCACACUCGACACUGAUUCCUCCUCCUUUCGAGCAGACCAUCCCCAGCCUGAACCCCGGCGGCCACCCUCGCCACAGCGGCGGCGGCCGCCCCAAGGCGAGCCCCCGCGCCCGCAGCGGCAGCCCGGGCCCCGCCGGCGCCCCGCCGCCCCCGGAGUACCCCUGGAUGAAAGAGAAAAAGGCGUCCAAGCGAUCCGCGCUGCCGCCUGCCUCGGCCUCCGCCUCAGCCGCCGGACCCGCCUGCCUCAGCCACAAAGACCCCCUUGAAAUCCCCGAUAGUGGCAGCGGUGGAUCUAGGCGGCUGAGGACGGCCUACACCAACACGCAGCUCUUGGAGCUGGAGAAAGAAUUCCACUUCAACAAGUACCUCUGCAGACCCCGCCGGGUCGAGAUCGCAGCGCUGCUGGAUCUGACCGAGAGGCAAGUGAAGGUCUGGUUCCAGAACCGCAGGAUGAAGCACAAGAGGCAGACCCAGUGCAAGGAGAACCAGAACGGCGAGGGGAAAUUUAAGGGCUUGGAGGACCCCGAGAAGGCGGCGGAGGACGACGAGGAGGAGAAAGCCCUCUUCGAGCAAGCCCUCGGCAACGUCUCGGGAGCGCUGCUGGAGAGGGAGGGGUACGCGUUUCAGCAGAAUGCGCUCUCGCAGCAGCAGGCGCAGAAUGCGCACAAUGGCGAGUCCCAAAGUUUCCCCGUUUCGCCUUUAACGAGCAAUGAGAAAAAUCUGAAACAUUUUCAACACCAGUCACCCACUGUUCAAAACUGCCUCUCAACAAUGGCCCAGAACUGCGCAGCUGGCCUCAACAAUGACAGUCCUGAGGCCCUCGAGGUCCCCUCUUUACAGGACUUUAACGUUUUCUCCACAGAUUCCUGCCUCCAGCUUUCAGACGCGGUUUCCCCCAGUUUGCCGGGCUCUCUGGACAGCCCCGUAGAUAUCUCCGCUGACAGCUUUGACUUUUUUACAGACACGCUCACCACGAUUGACUUGCAGCAUCUGAAUUACUGAGAAAUUAAAGACGUCCUCUCCCAGGGUCCUGCCUUCUCCUCCUCAUUCCUCCCCUUUAUUUUUUUUUUUUUUUGCCGGCGAAUUAAUUUUAUUUCCUCCCCCUCCUCCCUGUCGGUAUGUUCUGUUUGUCCCCUCCCUUCGCCGUGACAUUUUACCGAUUCUGACCAAGUUUUAGUUGUCUUCGGUUUUAACCUAGCCACGUUCUAGGUCCUUUGACGAAAGCAAUAUAUGAGGUCUGAAAGAAAGUGAUCAUAUAGGGAUCGUAUCGUCACUUUCUUUUUAUUUUUGUAUUGCAUUAGGAUGCGUUGUCAUAAGUAUUUUUGGUAGAAUAAAUUCUUGUUUGCUACAA
Numida meleagris (helmeted guineafowl) is the source of this 2268-nucleotide messenger RNA. RefSeq names its product homeobox A2 (gene HOXA2). The transcript is spliced from 2 exons. Bases 792 to 1919 code for a protein of 375 amino acids. Gene Ontology annotation, molecular function: DNA-binding transcription factor activity, RNA polymerase II-specific; DNA binding. NCBI's taxonomy places the organism in Eukaryota, Metazoa, Chordata, Aves, Galliformes, Numididae. Gene Ontology annotation, biological process: regulation of DNA-templated transcription. The record is from RefSeq and is a predicted model, not a curated record.